CUGUAUUACAUUGAACUUCAACGUCCUCCUAGCAAUCAGUUCAUAGCUAUAGACACAAUUAGUGCAUUUCGUCGAGACGGUUGAAUCUUGUUGAAUAUUUUUCGAAUAAUUUUGAGUCGUUUCGGCUAGAGGUUGGCCGGCCUCGUACAAACAAAACAAACAUUUUGUUCUCUACUUUUCUGCUAUCUGACAAUCUUUUGGAAAGGUGUCAUUUUAAGUUGUUUUUUUUAUUCAUUAACUUAUGUGCCAUCUUUGCACUGCUUCGGUAUAAGAUUUUAGAAUUGAAGUAAAUCGUGUUGUUGUUUCAUUCCUGAGUGAUAUCAUAUGUCAUUGCAAAAUUGCUUUUGAUUUCUGAAAGAAUUUGCUCCGCUCUGCUUUUGCUUAAUGAUGGACGCUACUACUAGUAGCUUUUGUGAUUGCGAAUCGGACUUGGACAAUGUUAAAUGCCAUUGUGGAGAAGAGUUUGAUGCUAAUGAAUGGUGGUGGGAGCAUGCUCCAUGUGACUCUACUGUCAGGCUAAGCUGCAACGAACGGGAAGUGCUUUUUAACCCUGUUUACAGUGUGGGUACAGCAGCUGUCAGGGGUACUAUGCCAUUAAUUCAAGGAAGGCAAUAUCUGUGGGAAAUCAAGAUGCUCUCAUCUAUUCAUGGUACAGAUGUGGUUGUUGGCAUUGGCACAGCUCAUGUUGAUCUCGCUGCUCACAGCCGAAAGUUUAUUGCCCUUUUGGGUAAUGAUGCAGAAUCAUGGGGCUAUUCGUACAAGGGAGAUAUCAUUCAUGGCGGAAGCCGUGAGCCUUAUGGUCCAACUUUUGGGAAAGGAAGCAUUGUUGGAGUGCAUCUUAAUAUGUGGACAGGAACAUUGGAGUUUUAUUUAAAUAGACAACGCUUAGGUGUGGCUUUUAAAAUACCGAAGAAUCAGAUUCUGUUUCCAAUGAUCUGUUCCACGAUGGGGAAUUCAGCUGUUAGACUAGUAACUACUAUGUCUUGGGCAGCUUCACUUGAAUUAACAUGUUUGCAGUCUAUUUCAUCAAUGCCAUCACUUUCUGAUAUACCAGGGUUAAAGGCGAUAUGGGGUAGGACAUUCUGGUGGCAGCAGGCAACAGAGAUAAAGAAAAAGUCUGAAGAACCUCAGUCAACUGAAGCAAACUAUGAGUUAGAAAUCAUCAGUAGUGGUGAGGAAGAACAAGAAAAGAUCUUGAGGACUCGCAAAGUUGUGCGAAGUAUCACAAGGAGACGUCAAUAUGCUAAACUUUAUUACUGAUCACACAUACAAUCAGAGGUACAGAGUGUGAAUGACGUGUGCUCACAAUAUUUUAAGAUAUUUUAUAUAAUCCAGUGCUUCUAUUUCCUGUAAUUUUUCAGAUUUAUUUUUUAUGUCUCAAUUGUUACGUUUGUAUGAGUUUUAGUGUUUUUCAGUACAUAAUUUUAAAGUCCAAAUGAGAUUUAAUGUACAUACUUAUAAAUCAUUUGACAAAUCUAAAAUUGUCCUCCAAUUUUCCCAUCUAAUUAUGGACAAUUUAUUGUGAUAUGUUACCUGUGCCUGUACUGUACCUAUUACCUCGUGAGGUGUUGUCUAUCAAUGAAUCGUUUGACCUGAGCUGCUUUUAGAACUCACAGCUCUAAAUACAUAUUUAUGAGACGUACUAAUUGUUUGAUACCUGCUAGUCAUCUAAUGUAAAUCUCUGAUGUGGAAAGUUGAUUGAAGGUGGUGCUUUUGUUUCAAUUAUGACAAAUAAUUACUGGACCAAUUAAAUGUAGAAUUUAGGUAGCUCAAGCAAAGAUUAUGUUAAAACAAGAAUCAUUGCUUUUAUUGGUAUUAGUAUAUGUGAAAUGUUUGUAGUCUAUUUGAGUUCAACUCAUAAAUUAUGUAAGGACUGAUGUUAAAAAGACUGCAAGAUAUUUUUCCCUUUUUGAGUAGAUUCUGCAUAAUUUCUAAUUGAGUAAUGUUGGCUAAUGCUGAUGGUAAUAAUAAAAAUGUUAAAGAUUUUACAAGUCA
Frankliniella occidentalis (western flower thrips) is the source of this 1995-nucleotide messenger RNA. RefSeq names its product SPRY domain-containing SOCS box protein 3. Bases 385 to 1260 code for a protein of 291 amino acids. Gene Ontology annotation, biological process: proteasome-mediated ubiquitin-dependent protein catabolic process. The transcript has 6 exons. Gene Ontology annotation, molecular function: protein binding. Gene Ontology annotation, cellular component: SCF ubiquitin ligase complex. The record is from RefSeq and is a predicted model, not a curated record. Lineage: Eukaryota; Metazoa; Arthropoda; Insecta; Thysanoptera; Thripidae.